This is a messenger RNA of Hypanus sabinus (Atlantic stingray), 6328 nucleotides long. It is a transcript of the gene lmtkb, whose product is annotated as apoptosis-associated tyrosine kinase b. Gene Ontology annotation, biological process: peptidyl-tyrosine autophosphorylation; brain development. The record is from RefSeq and is a predicted model, not a curated record. Gene Ontology annotation, molecular function: ATP binding; protein tyrosine kinase activity. The transcript is spliced from 16 exons. Lineage: Eukaryota; Metazoa; Chordata; Chondrichthyes; Myliobatiformes; Dasyatidae. Bases 329 to 5281 code for a protein of 1650 amino acids.
CCGGGCGAAGAUGGCGCUGUGUGCCCGCGGGCUCAGCCACUCGCACAGUGCGCGCCGCAGCCCCGCCAGCGGCCCGGCCGCCCCCGACUCUGCACCGGGACCCUGCGACGGAGACAGCAGCAUGGAGCCGGCCGGCCGGCCGCCGCACCGCAGCCUCGCAGAGCGGGCAUCGUUCCACCGACACCGGGCUGCUGCACGGGCUUUAUCCUGACUGAUUUCAAACAGUCAUCACUGCUGACAGGCUCUCCCUGGCAUUAUUUUGUUAUUUCUGUCGUGGAGGCUUCUCUCCCCUUUUUUUUUAUAUUUGAUUGCAAAAUUUAUAGCAGCGAUGUGGUCGUGUGCGCAUCUUCGCCUGAUGCUGAUUUCGGGACUGUGCCAUUCCUGCCUUGCCUUUAGCUCCCACUUCGACCCGGGUCACUGGACGUCGGGCCAGCGAGGCGACGGGACCCCCAUCAGUGAACUCACAUGGUCCUCUUCAUUGGCCGUGGUAGCAGUCUCCUUUUCUGGGCUCUUCACCUUCAUCUUCCUCAUGCUUGCCUGCCUCUGCUGUAAGAAAGGAGACAUCGGGUUUAAGGAGCCGACCUCUGCAGUCAAAAAUUACAGCCAAAAGGUAGGAAAGCUCAAAGAGUUUGAAAAUAACGAGGGUGAGGACUACACGGGAGAAAUCUCACCCCACACCACCUCCUCCUCGCAGAAUGGGCCUGAGGUGUACAUUCUGCCCCUCACGGAGGUGUCGCUACCUGUGUCGAGCCAGCCGUCCACAAGAUCAGGGCAGUUCCUUCACCAGACGGACCUAGGCCGUCAGAGUCUCCUAUACCUGAAGGAAGCGGGUGUCGGCUGGUUUGGAAAGGUGUUUCUUGGUGAGGUGAACAUCAGCCUGAAUUCCUGCCACGUGGUGGUGAAGGAGUUAAAAAUCGGGGCCAGCAUUCAGGAUCAGAUGCGGUUCCUGGAGGAAGCCCAGCCCUACAGGAGCCUGCAGCAUCCCAAUCUGCUCCAGUGCCUGGCUCAGUUCACGGAGGUGACGCCGUACUUGCUGGUCAUGGAGUUCUGUCAGCUGGGAGACUUGAAGGGUUACCUGCGAACCCACAACACUGCGGACGAAUUGGCCCCCGACCCCUCGACCCUGCAGAGAAUGGCGUGCGAGCUUACUUCAGGACUCCAGCACCUACACAAGCACAACUAUAUCCACAGUGACCUGGCGCUGCGUAACUGCUUGUUGUCGACGGACCUGACCGUGAAGAUCGGAGACUAUGGCCUGUCUCACAACAAGUACAAGAAAGAUUACUUGGUAACCCCUGACCAGCACUGGAUUCCACUGCGCUGGAUUGCACCCGAGCUCAUCGACGAAGUUCAUGGCAACCUGCUGGUGGUGCAUCAAACCAAGAUUAGUAAUAUCUGGUCCCUGGGCGUGACAUUAUGGGAGCUGUUCGAGUUCGGAAAGCAGCCCUACCACCAGUGUUCGGAUAAAGAGGUGCUCACCUAUGCCAUCAAAGAGCAGCAGCUGAAGCUACCGAAGCCAGUGCUGAACCUGCCACUGGUUGACCGAUGGUACGAAGUGAUGCAGUUUUGUUGGCUGCAGCCAGAGCAGAGACCCACGGCAGACGAGGUCCACCUACUCCUCAGUUACCUCUGCGCCAAGGCAUCCAGCGACGCAGAAGAAGAGUUUGAGAAGCGCUGGAACGCCAUGAAGCCCAGCGGUUCCAGCUCCACUCACAAGACCGAAGUUUCCUCCUUCCCCCUCCUGGAGCAGUUUGGGACGGACAGCUUCCACACUGAGGUGGACGACGUGCUGACCGUAACCGAGACCAGCCAGGGCCUGAACUUCGAGUACAAGUGGGACCACAAGCAGAUGGACAAUUUCCAGCCCUCUCCUGUGGGCCUGGCCCACAGCAGCAGCUCCCAGUAUCAGGAGAUCUACUUCCCCAGCAGCACCUCGGGGCGCCUCAGCCUCAGCGUGUCCCCCGUCUCCUCCAACUCUUUCUACGAGUCCAAGCAGCAGUGUAGCCUGCCGCAGAGCCUCCAGCCUCCAGGUGUGGUGCCAGUUAUCAGCGCGCACAGCCCGUCCGUGGCCGGGGAGUAUUACAUCCGGAUCGAGGAGCCCAGCGAGUGUAACAUGGACCUGGACUACACCAUGUGCAGCUACAGCCCCGACUAUGAACCGAGCCCGCAGGUGGAGUCGCCACCUUGGCAAGGCUCAUGCAGCGGGGAGACCACGGACAACAGCCCCACCAUAUCCUUGACCAUGGAGCCCCUUCUGGGUCAAGGUCCUCCGGCCACCCAGGACUCCUGGGGCAGCCAGCAAUAUUACAGCAGGAGUAAGAGCGAGGGAUACUAUGAGCACUUUGCAGCUGACGGCGCCAACCAGUACCUGCUGGCAGACUGCCCUGAAAGUGAGGACAACUGGAAAGCAGAAAAUUCGGGAGUGAGCGACGGCAUGGAUCCUCUGGGAAUGUCCCCGUUAGUGACCCCUUCCUUCGGGGAAUCCAGGUCUCUGCUCGCCCUUCCCUGCAACGAGAUGGAUGAAACAGCCGGGAUGUACCCGGAGAGCACAAGCUCACACUUGGAGGCUGGGCUGGACGGUGCUAGGACCCUUGCGAUGUCCAACCCCUGGCAAACAGACUUACCGUCAUUCAGAAUGGUCAGUACGUCGGUGGCAGAAGGAGAGAUCCACCUGGCCUCUGACAGAACCACAGAGGAAUUUUGCAGUGGGCUUGGAGUGGAUUUAGUGGAACAACCGUUGGAACAGGAGAGCAAAGUUUCCGGUUUAUUUGGUGGAAAGGUCCAAGCGGAGUUUUCAGAAAUCGAUCUGCCAAGACUGGGAACUAUGCCCCCUCUCUCGUUCUCUCACCCGUCCAAACCACUGACGGAGAAUGGGGAGUCCAACCUGAAGUCAGUGCACAGAGAGGAGGUAGCAGGCAUGAGACACUCCCUCUCGGAGUCUGAGCUGCAGGGAAGUGGGACCCUUUGCCCUGACAGAGUGCUCAUUUCAGGGAGUGAGGAGUUCGUGGACCCUUUGCUGGGGGUGAUCGUGAAGAACUGUGACGGUAGCCGGGAGCAGAGCGACCCGGGUGGGGCCCAGCCGCUCACGAGGCACGUGGAUAUCGGGAUCUCCACCCAUCAGCGAGAAGAGAAGAGUCACAGUCCAGACCAGCUGGAGGUUGAACUGGGGCACAAUCGUUUGGAAGUGCCGGUCCCUAAUGACGUCCACCAGGUGGAAAUUGCAGUAACGGACCUCAGCUCCAGUACCCUCUCCGAAACAUCUGACAGAAGUGACCAGCUCCUUCCCAGAGAUCCCGACAGCUCCCCCAUGAAGCCCACCUCCAGCAUGAGCUGCGCCGAAACGGACGUGUGCAGUGACGACGAUGACGAGGAGACGGACGUUACAUCGGGAAUAUUUACGGACUUGGCCCAGGACAGCGAAAACAACGACCUGGUGGUGACCCACAAGCCUCUCCAGAAGCUGGUGGGGACGCCCGAUUCACUGGAGUCGCUCGACAUCCCGUCCACGACCAGCUCCUGCGACAUGUCCAGUCCCACCUCGCACUAUGCCUCACUGCAGCCCAAGGCUGCCGACAGCGGUUACGACACUGAGAACUUCGAGUCCCCGGAAUUCGUUCUGAAGGAGCCCGUUGAGCAGAAGGAGCCCGAGGUCUUCAGUAAAGUAACCAAGUCCAACGGCGUUGCUGAGGUGAAGGGGGGCAGUGAGAUUGCGGAGGACUUCGAAGUGCCGUCCCUUGAGGAGAAGAACUCCUACAGGGAUUCUGCCUACUUCUCAGAUUAUGACACCGAGUCGGAAAGAUAUCAGACACUGGAUUUGGAGAAGGAUGGGAUUGACCUCAUUGGACUAAAUGGGGAGCAUCCAGCAAGCAUUUCUGUUCCACAGACACACCAGAUACCUUUGAGCUCCUCACAGCUCAGUUAUGCUGGCCUCGAGCCAGGGGAGGGUCAGCGAGGCACUGCUGGGCUGGUGGACAAAUGCAGUUUGAUUCAGAGUUUUCAGGACAGCCUUUCAGUAGAAUCCACAGACCCCAAGGAGGCCUCUGUUCUAGAUGAGAAGUCCACAGGCCCUAUUAUCAAUGAGCUGAACUGUUGCACAAGUACAGACCCAAAUGGGCAAGUGUUAUGCUUAUCUGUCCCAGAAAUGAACGAGAGGUUUCACCAUCAGGGCUCAGAAACUGGGAACGACACAGAGACAGUUAAGGCAGACUAUUUGGUUUGUAGACAGAUGUUUGAAGAGGGAGCAUGCUUCAGUUCAGAGAGCAAAGAUGGGUUACUACAAACUAGCUGUAGUUUGGAAAGUCUGGGCUUAAACAAGCAGGUGUCUUUACCCAAGAAGCAAUGCCUUCACAAACCUUCUGGCUGUAUCUUUGAUGGCACAGAAUUAAUACUGGAAGAACAGAUCUCUGAGCAAGGCAGUGAGACGGUUGGGCUUCAUUGCACAGACAUUGGGAUAAGGAAGUUCCAGCCCUAUUCUUUAAAUGUGGAAGAGAAACUGGAGAGUUGCAUUGUCCCCAAGAUCCAGUCGGUACAGCUGUCGUUGGAGCUGCCCUCCCUCACCCUCAACAAGGACCCUCGGCCGGCCUUCAUUGGCGAGGAAGGGGAUGAGGAAGAUGAAGAUGAGGACGAGAGCGAUGACUCGGACGAGGAACUUGGCAUCUACAACAUUCAGGAGCACAGUGAAGAGAGUGAGGAAGACACGCCCACCAUUCCCAUCGUCGUCACAGAGAGGGACGAUGGCAAGAACCUACGCAGCCUGUUGAAGUUACCUAACCUGAUGUGUGAGAACUUCUGCGAGGACCUGGACAGAAAGAAAAAGGCCGUCUCGUUCUACGAUGAUGUCACGGUCUAUCUUUUUGAUCAGGAGAGCCCAACAGGUGAACUAAGUGAGCAGAAUAUUCCGGAUGUUGACCCCACUCAUCAGCACCCGCCUCACCACUCACAAGAGAAGAGCUGCUGUGUUUCCGUGGCAACAGAGAGACAGAACCGAUCCAGUGAUUCUUCACACAGAGGCUUCGCUGAAGAAAGUGGAGGCUUUGAGUGGGAUGAUGACUUUCCGCUGGUGUCAGUGAAAUCGUCCCUGGCGGCUGAAGAAACGUUGUCACCCUCCGCAGCUGCCUGCAGCCCUGUUCCCACGGGGCCUGAGCAAGCCCAGGUGCAGCAGACACGCUUCUCGCGUUUCACCGUCUCUCCCGCCACCCUCUCAAGGUUCUCAAUUACACAAGUAUCGGAUUCAGACAUCGGAUCAGCUGGAGGCAGCGGUGAGCGGAGUGAAAGGGAAUGACUUGCAGGAUCAGACAGAAGUUUGUUUUACUGAUUGAAAUGGACAAGAUCUGACAGAAAUGGACCCGCACAUGAAUGUCUCGUUCGGUGACUUCUCUUAUUUGGAUUUGAUGGACAACUGGGCCGCCGUUUUCAGCCGCCAGCGCGCACGGACGCACCGUUUCCACACUUGGUGGUGACCAAGCUGCCCCUUGGCCCACCGCUCUCCUCCUUGUAGUUCGGAUCCCCCCCUUCCUGUUAGGCCGGACUUCCUCGAUCCCAAUGCCGUCGCUGCAGGUAAACCUGACUCCCCUGUCCUGAAGCAAAUGGGUCGGAUCACGUCGGAGAGGGGGAGGCAUCUCUGACCUGGAGGAUCCCGUACAGGUCACCAGCACCCUGGUGUAUAAAGUGCAGAGCAACUGUGAAGGUUUCCAGAGUAUAUGAACUGUAGACAGUUUGGCCUCCGUUUAUAUUGAACCACAUUUUGCAAAUAACACCAUCUGCUUCUCCUCGUCAAAUGCUCAGAAUCCUGCAGGAUGUGCUUGGGUGAUUCGUAUUUAUUAACCCCUUUCUUGCUCACAUCUCACAUCAACCAUGCUCAGAGUAUUCAGUCCACAGUAUUUAGUGUUCCGCCUCUUUGCAUUUGAUAUUGAAUAGUGUAGAGAGCCAGUUAAACUGUAGCCUCUAUGCUAUUUUUUGUAAAACCAGUCAGACUACUGAUGAAUAUAUUGUAAAUGUUGCCAAAGAGAUGUAAAAAUUGUGCAGCUCCGAGCGAUGUUAGUUGCUAUCUGUAUGGCUUUAAGCUAUUGUGUCACACUAUAAAUUUUUAGAAAGAUGCAAGCGAGCACUUUCUGCCCUCAUUACUCAACAGAUGCAACAUCUAUUCUAAAAAAGUGAUUAACUAGUUGCAUGACGUCAGUAAGCGGGGGUAACUUUUUAAAUGUUCCAGCUGUUAGUAUUCUGUUAACUGAUCAAUACGGGUCAUUACUGCGAUUCAAUGUUUUAUUUCCAUCUAGCUACCAGCAUGUGGCUUAAAUCACCAGACUAAUAAACUUUUUACGAUAUCUUA